Molecule: messenger RNA, 357 nt
Organism: Microthlaspi erraticum
Lineage: Eukaryota; Viridiplantae; Streptophyta; Magnoliopsida; Brassicales; Brassicaceae
Source: the annotation of a GenBank genome assembly
AUGGCUGGAGCAAUGAAGUUGGCAUGCUUGGUCUUGGCCUGCAUGAUUGUGGCCGGUCCAAUAGCAGCGAACGCCGCUCUGAGCUGUGGAACCGUUAACGGCAACCUGGCACCGUGCAUUGGCUACUUGACUCAAGGUGCACCUCUUCCCCAAGGGUGCUGCACUGGCGUUGGUAGUCUUAACCGCCUGGCUCGUACAACCCCCGACCGUCAGCAAGCUUGCCGUUGCCUUCAGGGAGCCGCUAGAGCCUUAGGCUCUAGUCUCAACGCUGGCCGCGCAGCUGGACUUCCUAAGGCAUGCCGAGUCAGUAUUUCUUACCCAAUCAGCACCAGCACCAACUGCAACAACGUGAAAUGA